UGUAGUGAGACGUUGGGUAGGCAUGUGGAGUGUGGUGUGAACCGCAUGUUAGCCCACUACCGGGCCUCGCUGGCCCGCUCCGAUUUGUGUCGUUGUGUGCGGUUUCACUGGGUUUCACAACCCUAAAAACAAGAUUAUAGGGUGAAAACAUGUUUAUUUAUUGAAAGAACUCGCGUUUGCUAUAUACUGAAGUGAGUGGUCGGGUGGCUGUGACGAUAUUUAUACGCUAGUUGCAACAGUAUUGCGCUAAUUCAAUUUGUGUUCUCGAGGUUUAACAGGGCACUGGGCAAGCAACGAUAGUAAUCUGGAUCGGUGCUCCGUACGGCGCGAACUGGAAAUAAUUUAUCUAUAAUCCGGCGUUUUUAAAGCAUCAUGCUGCAAGGCCUGAAGGGAGUAUUCCACAGGGAUAAGAACAAAGCUGGAGCAAAUUUGUUAAAACAGGCUUCUUCGUCGCAGAAAAGACGAGUGUCUGAUGUAGGGGAAGAUAGUCAGCGUCGGGUCCGGAUAUCCGACGUUAGCAGCGACCGAUUGCAGGCGGAACCAAGACGAAACGAUGGCCCAAGCCAAAGUAACGGUCAAAGCAACCAGCUCAACUCAUCUCUGACGGCCUCCUCCCGUCUGACAAUGGAGCCUCGCCCGCUGCCCAAGCGCAAGUCCUUUUCUGUGGAGCCGCCCGCCAACGCCGAACAAAGCUCACAGUCCCUGGCGCUGGCAAUGCUCGGCGAGGGCAAGCAACUGCAGACGGACGGCAUGGUCAAGGUGGCCACGUCCAUCAGCACGCCGUCAGAGGUGAUGUGCUGCCGCUUCAGCAGCCGGGGCAACUACUUAGCCAUCGGCAUGGUGACCGGUUCGACGUCGAUCCACCACACGGACACGGCGGCCAGUCAGAUGGUGCUGCUGCAGGACAGCGACACGCUGGAGCGCUGCAUGCCCGUCACCUGCUCCAAGUUUGUGCCCGUGCCCGAGGGCAAGGCGUCGUCCGUACUGCUCAGCACCUACGGCGACGGGUUGAUCAAGUUCUGGCGCUUCCAGACGGGCGAUUGUCUGCAGACGCUGGAUGUCGACGAACAGGUGCUGGCACUCUCCUUCGACUGUCUCGGCAAGUACUUUCAGAUCGCCGGCGAGGACGGCAUCAUCCGUGUGUUCGACGUGGCCACUGGCACACAGGCCGGGCGGCUGAGCGCCUCGUCGAACCAUGCGCUCAACGACGGGCACCGGUCUCGCGUGUUCGCUCUGGCCGGCCACCCGCUGACGCCGCACGAGCUGCUCUCGGCCGGCUGGGACAACACGGUCCAGUUCUGGGACAUGCGCCACCCGCACGCUGUGCGCCGCAUCUACGGACCGCACAUCUGCGGCGAGGGGCUCAGCAUCGACCCCUUUACCAACCACAUCGUGACGGCGUCGUGGCGGCGGCGCCAGGCGCUGCAGAUCUGGGACUACGGCUCCGGUGAGCUCAUCACCGACCUGCAGCCGGACACGUACGAGAGCAUGCAGACCUGCGCCCAGUUCAUGGGCAAGGACUUCCUGGCUGCUUCCGGCGGCUUCUCAAACAUCAUCCGCGUCAUCGACAGCAGGACGUACAUGACGAACGGCAUGGUGCGGAACCUGCCCCAGAGUGUGCGCUGUCAGGACGUGCUGGUGUGCGAGGACAAGCAGUUUCCUCGCGUGGUGGCCUGCUACGGCUCCGAGGCGCUGCUCAUGGACACCUGGCACUAGGUGAGGCCGUGCUGGGGCCGGCUGACGGCGGAUCGGGACUCACUGCUGACGGGCGGUAUUCAGUCGGCCAUGCCCGCCCCGUGACCAGUCACGAUGGCAGUGUGGCGGGGCUCCCAGACACCGGCCGUCCGUACUCUCGCAGGGAGCCGGGAAUUUGACGAUCCCGGAGAGUCGCGAUUUGCGUCAUGCACCAAUGAUGCGUGUUACAUUGUUAAGUUUGUUCAUUACAAAGUGUUCGAUCCUGCAUUCCUAUUUCCUAGUGAGCUGACCAUGAAACGGCAGCGGAUGACUCAUCCUGAACAGAUUUAAUGGCAUGAUCAUACAAUAAUUUCAUGUUGAUUUUUUUCUGUUUGCGAAGGACCAGUCAUUUUUCAGCAGUGUUUAGGCUGCAUCAUAGCUAAAGAUUGAACUUAAAAUGCCAUAAAAGGAUGCUUCAAGUAAGCAUUGGCUGGGUUCCGUGGCAAACGUGUACUCUAGUCAUCACUGUCUUUGCAGAAUAAUUCGCAAUAUUGACGGAUGCCGAAGGAGGCACCCCAGAUUCCAAGUGUGAAGUUCUGAGCCAUCGUUGGUUGAAUCUUUUCCCGGAAAAUGAAUGGUGCAGGUAACUGGAGCCGCUAAUGUUCAAAACAAUUCAUCUCGAAACAAAAACAAACUUCCCUGUAGAAAAUCAACUCUUGGAGUUGCCUAAUCUGUUUCUUUUUAUCCAUCCUGUCCAGCUUCUCCAUUCUUUAGUCUCGUCGCUUCUACUGCCGACUGGCGACUUACAGCCUAAUGCAUUGUUCCAACUUCCAGUAACUAUAGCCUGGAUGACACACUGGGUCUCCUCUGCGGUUUUAUUUGACAAAGCACGUUCCCAAAUCGUACACGGAACACACACACGCACGCACACACACACUCGUGUGAAACAGAGCCGCAUAGCGAAACGUGAACAGCUGCACAAAACCAGUCAGCGGAGCCAUUGCCCGGCCCCAGUGGUGGCACCACCGCACGGCGACCCGGCGCAGACGGGCGGAGCUGGCCACUGACGACCCGACGGGCUCAGCCGACUGGGCAGGGCGGUUUGACGCGAUACGAGAGGCAUUGGAUGCGUUGGUGAUACAAAAAUCGUCACUCGCAGGUAACAGCGAUGUCAAAAUAGGGAAUAUUUGAGUGCGAUUGAUUCUGGCCAUUGGACCUAAAACUGUAAAUGGUUUGCUUAGCAAAAUAGCUUCUUGUAUGCUUUGAAAACAUGAAGUUGGUGAAUAAAUUAAUGUUAUGCCAG
Molecule: messenger RNA, 2977 nt
Organism: Amphibalanus amphitrite
Lineage: Eukaryota; Metazoa; Arthropoda; Thecostraca; Balanomorpha; Balanidae
Product: sterol regulatory element-binding protein cleavage-activating protein-like
Exons: 3
Coding region: 373-1716 (447 amino acids)
Molecular function (GO): protein binding
Source: RefSeq, a predicted model, not a curated record